Dreissena polymorpha is the source of this 2997-nucleotide messenger RNA. Its product is annotated as S-adenosylmethionine synthase-like. NCBI's taxonomy places the organism in Eukaryota, Metazoa, Mollusca, Bivalvia, Myida, Dreissenidae. The record is from RefSeq and is a predicted model, not a curated record. The transcript is spliced from 7 exons. Gene Ontology annotation, cellular component: cytosol. Bases 55 to 1302 code for a protein of 415 amino acids. Gene Ontology annotation, molecular function: methionine adenosyltransferase activity; ATP binding. Gene Ontology annotation, biological process: S-adenosylmethionine biosynthetic process.
AAAUUACACAGUCUCUUUUCCAAUAAACAGUGUAGAGAGAGAGAUCGUUACAAAAUGUCAGAACAAAGUUCAAUGAAUGGAUCGGAGGCUGGCCAACAUCCGGAACAUUACAAAGAAAUCCACCAUCAUUACGCAGAAGAGUGCAGUCAAGAUGACAUUGGAACAUUUUUGUUCACAUCAGAAUCAGUAGGCGAGGGACACCCAGAUAAGAUCUGUGACCAGGUGAGCGAUGCUAUUCUAGAUGCCCAUCUGAAGCAGGAUCCAAAUGCCAAGGUUGCCUGUGAGACAGUCAGCAAGACGGGCAUGAUCCUGUGCUGUGGGGAGAUCACAUCCAUGGCCAAGGUGGACUACCAGAAGGUCAUUCGAAAUACAGUCAAACAGAUUGGUUAUGACGAUUCUUCUAAAGGUUUUGACUACAAAACAUGCAAUGUGCUGAUAGCCCUGGAAGAGCAGAGUCCAGACAUAGCUCAGGGUGUGCACCUAGCACGUGAUGAGGAUGAUAUCGGUGCUGGCGACCAGGGCCUCAUGUUUGGGUACGCCACUGACGAGACAGAGGAGUGCAUGCCAUUGACAGUCGUCCUCUCACACCAGCUGAACGCCAAAAUUGCACAAUUGCGCCGGAGUGGAGAAAUGGCUUGGGCUCGUCCAGACUCAAAAACACAGGUUACUGCAGAAUACAAAUAUGAGGACGGUGCUUGUGUGCCGCUUCGUGUUCACACAGUGGUAAUCUCAGUACAGCACAGUCCUGACAUCACAGUUGAACAGCUGAGGAAGGAACUCAUGGAAAAGGUUGUGCUCACAGUGAUCCCAAAGAAAUUCCUUGAUGACCGAACAAUUUACCACCUCCAGCCAUCAGGGCAGUUCAUCAUUGGAGGUCCACAGAGUGACGCAGGUCUGACUGGCAGGAAGAUCAUUGUAGACACAUACGGUGGGUGGGGAGCACACGGCGGUGGAGCAUUCUCUGGAAAGGACUUCUCCAAAGUGGACCGGUCAGCUGCAUACGCCGCAAGAUGGGUGGCUAAGUCCCUAGUGAAGGCGGGCCUCUGCAGACGUGUUCUCGUACAGCUUUCAUAUGCCAUCGGUGUUUCCCAGCCUCUGUCCAUCACAGUUCUCAGUUAUGGAACGUCUCAGAAAUCUGAAAGAGAACUGCUGCAGAUUGUAAGAAACAACUUCGACUUGCGACCUGGAAGAAUUGUGAAGGACCUGAACUUAAGGGAUCCCAUAUACCAGAAGACAGCCUGUUAUGGACAUUUUGGUCGCCCAGAAUUCACAUGGGAACAGCCGAAAAAUCUGAAGUUUUAACCAGUUACACUACAACUGAACUGAACUUGUACUAUCAAUACAUAUGUUUUGUUAUUAUUUUGUCUUCAUGAUGUGUGUUUCAUGAUUUGAUGUUACCUCUAUCAAUUUUUAUUUACCAGUGUAAGCUCAUUCGCCUCAAAAUGUGUUACAUGUUAGGACAUAAAGCAUUUUGAGGCUGUAAUAUGCUGCAUCAGCAAAUGUCUCACCAUCCCUGUGAUGUGACAUUGUUGUAAUAUAGUUUUCACAAUCACAUUUCCUCAUUAUGACUUAUUAUUAUAUUUGUAUUUGUAUAAAAAAAUGACUGAAAGAGGCACGAUAAAUAUUCAUAAACAAAUGGAUAAAUGGAUAAAUGGAUAAGCAAAUUUAUUAUUUUGAUGUUAACACAUCAUGUUUAUGAGAGGUCAGCAGGUCCGGCCCCUGGGGUCACUUGAACCCUGACCCCUGGAGGCCAUACCCUGGCUGGUUGGGAGACAACAUCGACAGACCACAGUAGUUAAAGGGAUAGACCGACAGCCGAUUGGACACUUUUACAGCAUUAAAGUUAAAUAAUACCCGUACCUUUCAAAUUAAUAUUGUCAUUCAGGAUACUAGUUAUAAAAAGGUUUAAAAAACAAUGCAGUUAAGAAUGUUUACUGUGUAAUCGGCACUCGGUUUGCUCAUUUUAUGCUCUGCCCUUUAGCUAGUGCAAGUAUUCAAUGUUUUGUAUACUUGUCUUGUGUUUAUAGAAAUUAAUUGGAAAAGAGCACUUUUGAUAAACACUCGGGUCUGUGUUCCCAUUUGUGUGCUCAAAUUACCAUCUUGAUUUGUUUGUUUUUUAAUUCCAGUCUUGUGUAUACCUGUGUGUUUUGUACUUGUCACUGUUGUUUUAUGACUUGCCAUAUGUUUAAGUAUAAACCUGCUAAUGAUUCUGUAACUUAAACACAAUUGUAUUGCCCAUGACUUUGUGUACUUGAUUUGUUGGUGUGACAUGUCUAUGGAUAUUUUAUUCUUUAUGUGAGUUUGUGGCAAAUUGAUGUUAUUAAUUUGUAUUUUUUGUAUCUUUGAUGUACACAAUAUUCUGUUUUAUGGUUUUUAUAUCAUUCAAUGAUAUUAAUUUUUAUGUAAGUGUAUAUUCUUGUUGUGUUUUUUAAACGGAUCGAUGAGAAAAGCUGUUUAAUAUUGAAAUUCGAUAACAAUUAAAUAAUUUAUCAAUAUUCAUAAUCAGAAGUGUGACAUUUUCCUAAUGUUUUCUGCUAUAGUGUUCAACUUGUGGGUAUACAACUUUAUGUUUGAGGGUAUUCAUUAAAGUUUUGUCUUAUACUUGCAUAUGUAAUCAUUUAUUCCUGUUGCAAUAUUGCAUAAUUCAUUCCCUUUACUUUAUGAAUGCACUUGUAUAAAUAAGUUCAUCCAUAUCUAAAUUCCAGGUUGAUGCAAAGCUAUUUUUUGUUAUUAAUGGAAGCGGCUUUUAAAAUAUAUUUUUGACAAGUGAAAUUGCUGACAGUGGAAAUAUAAAUAAUGACUGUUUAUAUCCGGGAUGACUAAAAUACAUUUAAAAAAUGCUGAUACUGGAACUUUAUUACAAUGUGUUUGAAAGACGCCAUUAUGUUUUAUCAAAAGUUUGUGCAUGUGGAUGAAAGAUUAUUAUUACUAGAAAUCCUUGACUGUUGCCAUGUGGGAUAAACCUGUAUUAAAGGUGAAAAAUAAAUAUAUGAAUAA